AAUGUCUCACAACACUCGUCCAAUGUCUCACAACACUCGUCCAAUGUGUCACAACACUCGCCCAAUGUCUCACAACACUCGGCCAAUGUCUUACAACACUCGAACAAUGACUCACCACACUCGGCCAAUGUCUCACCUCAAACGCCCAAUGUCUCACAACACUCGCCUAAUGUCUCACAACACUCGCCCAAUGUCUCACAA
Messenger RNA from Haliotis rufescens (red abalone), 201 nucleotides. RefSeq lists its product as uncharacterized. NCBI's taxonomy places the organism in Eukaryota, Metazoa, Mollusca, Gastropoda, Lepetellida, Haliotidae. The annotation marks the transcript as partial. The transcript has 2 exons. The record is from RefSeq and is a predicted model, not a curated record.